Copidosoma floridanum is the source of this 1392-nucleotide messenger RNA. Its product is annotated as platelet-derived growth factor receptor alpha-like. Gene Ontology annotation, molecular function: transmembrane receptor protein tyrosine kinase activity; ATP binding. Gene Ontology annotation, cellular component: plasma membrane; signaling receptor complex. Gene Ontology annotation, biological process: multicellular organism development; protein phosphorylation; cell surface receptor protein tyrosine kinase signaling pathway. The record is from RefSeq and is a predicted model, not a curated record. NCBI's taxonomy places the organism in Eukaryota, Metazoa, Arthropoda, Insecta, Hymenoptera, Encyrtidae.
AUGAGGAAGCAGCUAUCAAAAGCUGGUUUUGCUUAUUUUGAAGAAGGAGCCGUUGAUUUGAUAAAUCCAGAACUAAAACUCAACGAGCAGGCCGAGUAUCUUCCAUAUGAUGAAAAGUGGGAAUUUUCUAGAGAAAAAUUAAAGUUAGGUGAACAGUUGGGAAGUGGAGCUUUUGGGGUUGUAGUAAAAGCAGAAGCUUUUGGCAUAUGUGCCACGGAGCCUGUUACGAGUGUGGCUGUAAAAAUGGUUCACGAAAAUGCUGAACCAGUUUAUAUCCGUGCUCUUGUAAGAGAACUUAAAAUUAUGAUGAAUCUGGGGCAACACUUGAACGUAGUAAAUCUUCUCGGCGCCUGUACAAAAAAUAUAGCAAAACGGGAAUUUUUAGUGAUUCUCGAAUCGUGUGCUUAUGGAAACCUGAAAGACUUUUUGAGAUAUCAUAGAGGAAAUUUCGUAGACCAAAUAAAUCCAUUUACAGGUCAUAUUGAUUCAUCUAUUAAACAAAAAUCCACAAGUGAUGCAAACUUUCCCUUUAACAAGGCUCAGAACUCCAACGAUUCCAUUGAGUUCCGUAGUACCUCGUACUGUGAUGAUUUACAACCAAGUUGGCGUUCUAACUACGAAGGCAAUUAUCAAAACUGGAAUGCUGAAUGCAUCUGCUCCCAUGACCUCCUCUCUUGGGCUUAUCAAGUAGCUCAUGGCAUGGAAUAUCUAUCGAGGAGAAACAUUUUACAUUGUGAUUUGGCUGCCAGAAAUAUUUUGCUAUCUACAAAUAACAUCGUCAAGAUUUGUGACUUUGGUUUGGCCCAGACGUUGUACAAAGACAUCAAUUAUACGAGGCUACACGAUGUAAAAUUGCCGUUCAAGUGGAUGGCCAUCGAAUCCCUCAGGGACGGAGUAUUUUCGACUAAAUCCGACAUUUGGUCAUUUGGUAUUGUGAUCUGGGAGUUUUUUACUCUUGCAGAGACACCAUACUUAGGCAUGCAAGCCUCAGUAGUAUAUCAAAAACUCAUUAACGGAUACAGGAUGGGCCAACCAAGAUAUGCAACAAACUAUCUUUACAAUAUCAUGCUCAACUGCUGGGAAGACGAGCCAACUUUAAGACCAUCAUUCACAAAACUAUCCAAAAAUAUUGGUAUGCUUUUAGAUAAAAGUACGAGAGUGCACUUUGAGAAACUGUACCAAGAGUAUGAGAACAUUAAUAAGGAAGUGGACUUAAUAAGAGAAAAUGAUUAUUCGAAAAAUAUGUCUUCACCAGAUAAGGUUGCUCUUGCCCUGCCUCAACAGAACUAUGAAAAUCGAUUGCUGCAGGUUGAAAACCCUAUGUACUUGUGUUUAAACAAUAAUGACAGGCUUUUAGCUGACACACCGAGGAAGUUUGAUAACUGUUUAUGA